Messenger RNA from Heterocephalus glaber (naked mole-rat), 2018 nucleotides. RefSeq names its product prostaglandin E receptor 2 (gene Ptger2). The record is from RefSeq and is a predicted model, not a curated record. Gene Ontology annotation, biological process: positive regulation of cytosolic calcium ion concentration; cellular response to prostaglandin E stimulus; inflammatory response. Gene Ontology annotation, molecular function: prostaglandin E receptor activity. Gene Ontology annotation, cellular component: plasma membrane. Lineage: Eukaryota; Metazoa; Chordata; Mammalia; Rodentia; Bathyergidae.
GGCCAGGCGGGCGCAGGCGCCUCGAGGGCGACCGGAUGCGGCCCCGCACGGCCACUGCGCGCUUGGCGGGGACCUGGAGCGCCGCUGCCCGAGUGCGUGCGGAGGCUGGACGGGUCUGUGGCUUUGUGGCUUUCGGCUCCCGCCCCCCCCCCGGGCCUCGGGGCCCCCAGGGCUCUCAGACCCUAGUCUUCCCAGGUGCGAGCCGGGGCCGGAGGGCGCGCCCGUCCCGCACGCAGCGCGCCAUGGGCAAUGCCUCCAAUGCGUCCGGGCCCGGGGACUGUGAGAGGCGACAGUGGCUCCCGGCGGCGGGCGAGAGCCCGGCCAUUAGCGCAGCGAUGUUCUCGGCGGGGGUGCUGGGGAACCUCCUCGCGCUGGGGCUGCUGGCUCGCCGCGGGCGAGGGGACGCGGGGCGCGGCGCGGGCGGCCGCGGCGCCGUGUCCUUGUUCCACGUGCUGGUGACCGAGCUGGUGUUCACCGACCUGCUCGGGACCUGCCUCAUCAGCCCGGUGGUGCUGGCUUCGUACGCGCGGAACCGGACGCUGGUGGCCCUGUGGCCCGACAGCCGCGCGUGCACCUACUUCGCCUUCACCAUGACCUUCUUCAGCCUGGCCACGAUGCUCAUGCUCCUCGCCAUGGCCCUGGAGCGCUACUUCGCCAUUGGGCACCCCUACUUCUACCAGCGCCGCUUCUCGCGCCGCGCGGGCCUGGCCGUGCUCCCCGCCAUCUAUGCCGGGUCGCUGGUGCUCUGCUCUUUGCCGUUGCUCGGGUACGGGCAGUACGUCCAGUACUGCCCCGGGACGUGGUGCUUCAUACGCCACGGGCGCACGGCUUACCUGCAGCUCUACGCCACCAUCCUGCUGCUGCUCAUCGUGGCGGUGCUCGCCUGCAACUUCAGCGUCAUCCUCAACCUCGUCCGCAUGCACCGCCGAGGCCGGAGGAGCCGCUGCGGACCCUCGUCCUGGAGCGGCGGCCCGGGGCCCCGCAGGAGAGCUGAGCGGCUGUCCGUGGCGGAGGAGGCCGACCACCUCAUCCUCCUGGCCAUCAUGACCAUCACCUUCGCCGUCUGCUCCCUGCCCUUCACGAUCUUUGCAUAUAUGAAUGAAACCUCUUCCCGAAAGAAAAAGUGGGACCUCCAAGCUCUUAGAUUUUUAUCAAUUAAUUCAAUAAUUGACCCUUGGGUCUUUGUCAUCCUCAGGCCUUCUGUUCUAAGACUCAUGCGUUCCGUCCUGUGUUGUCAGACUCCAUUAAGGACACAAGAAGCAAUACAAACUUCCUGUUCUACGAAGUCCAAUGCCAGUAAGCAGGCUGACCUUUGUGGACAGUUAUGAGGAUGCACUUUGCUAUGCAGCAUCCAGGAGAUCCUUUGGAAAUGGCUCCUUGGAGAAAUGUAAAAGGCUAGCAUAUAAACUGAACGAAACUACCCUAAUAAAAGAGUGGUUUGGGUUACAGGCCUGCUGACAGGAUACUUCACGGAAGGUGUCAGAGACAUCUACAAAAUCUCCCCUCACUGAGCACUUUACAUGGUGUGAUCCAGCGGCCUUUUGAUGUAAGCUUUCCUGUUGAAUGACAAAGCAGAUGGUGUGUAGUUUGUUUAACACCCUCCGGAGUUACUGUUUUUCCUAUGUUAAAUGUCUAUGCUACUGCUAUUAUAAACAGACCAAGUGAAACUUCAUGUGUUUUCUCUAGGAGAUCAACAUGCAAAAGCAACCAACACAAACAAAAGCUGCUGUGUUGUAAUUGCUUAAGGGACCCUUUGUUUAGACAGUGAUGUCAAAAGUCAUCAGCACCUUUUACCUUAACGUUUGUAGCUGUGGGAGCACUCAGGUCUCUGUAGCAUUACUCUUACCAGGACAGACUCCAUUGGUUAGUAUCAGCUUGUUACACCCGCCCUUUAGGAACUCUGUGUCCAGUUGUCCAAUUAUUUAUUUCCUACUAUCUGCUGUACUGAUAUUAAUCAAGAAGACUGUAGAAAUUUUCUUCUCAAAGAGAAAUAAUAAAAAGGUUGUUAAGACAGUUAA